Leptosia nina is the source of this 2655-nucleotide messenger RNA. The record is from the annotation of a GenBank genome assembly. Lineage: Eukaryota; Metazoa; Arthropoda; Insecta; Lepidoptera; Pieridae.
AUGUUUCCAACGGUGGACGCUGAGGAUAUUGCAACGGGCACGUCAUUAGAAAGAGAACAAGAUCCUAGCGAUGAUCCAGAAUCCACUGAUAAUUCGCAGGUGGCAAAACAAAACAAUCACAGAGAGUUAACUCUCAAUAUGCUUAUCAAGGAGGCAGUAUUUUGUAUCGCAUUAGCUCUUACUACUUACGGAGCAUUGCACAAUUCACCUACAAAAAUAUCAAAGGUUCCUCAGGCUGUGAGAUUUUUUAAUACAGAUUUAGUGCGGGAUUGGUAUAAAGGCCAGUUAAGUAGUGCUUUAUCUCAUAUAAAUAAAGAAGAUGUGUCAUUUGUUAUGUAUUAUGCACCAUGGGAUGCAGAGUCACAGUAUGUGAGGACAGAAUUUGAAACAGCUGCCAGGGUGUUAAGUGACAGGGUACACUUUAGUGCUAUAAAUUGCUGGAAUCCAGGUAGUGAAUGUAGGUUACAACAUAGCAAAAUCCCAUCUUGGCCUAUUCUUAUGGUGUAUACUGUGACAUCUAGAGGAAUAUUGUAUAAAGGACCUAGAAAUGCAGAGAGUAUGGUUAACUUUCUGGAACUUAUUAUGAAACCACUAGAACGAGUCUCCUCUACAGAAGAUCUUGUGAAUUUACUCUCUAUAUGUGAUGCAGUUGCUGUGGGCUAUACACCACUGACACAUACAUUAAAGUACUACAACAUAUGGUAUAAUACAGCUAUAAAGACCCGAGAGUUUGACACCAUAGGGGAAGUGUGCUUUGCUGUCGUAACAUCUACAGAAUUAGCGAUAGACCUUGGUAUUGACAAUGUACCAAAUGCACGAUUUAUGCUUUGGAAUGAUACUAAGGAUUAUAUUCCAGAAGGUCAAGAAAGAGCAUGGAAUGAAUCAUCUCUUGUUUCAUGGUUGUUAGAAAAUUUUGCUCAACCUGUUGCAAGAAUCAUUCCAAUGUGGAGAAAAGCAUUUAAUUUUGAGAGGUAUGCUGAUGGUAGUCCAAUGUUAAUACUGUUUACUCCAAUGAAUCCAUUGUAUGAACAGUUACCUUCUUAUGCUUUGAUGCGAGAAAUUGCAAUGGAAUAUUACAAUUGUCCAAGCAAUAACACAAAUCAAUGGACAUCGGAACUGAUAAAAUUACAACAAAUUCAGAGGUUGCUUUACCAACAGAAAAACUUUCUAAAAUUUUGCCAAGAACAUACUUUCAAACCAAACAAAAAAUUGCAUAGAAGUAAAUAUAAGAAGGAUGUUGUUUCAAACAAUAAUAAGUACCCUUGGAACAAUGUAACUGAGAAAAAUCAAAAAAACAGUGCUGUUAAUUUAAUUAAACAAGGAUUAGCUGUUUCUAAAAUAAUUGGCAGUGUAAAUGAUAUAGACUUCUGGUCUAACGUGGAUUUAUUGCAAUGUGGCAUCAAAUCAUUGCCAGCAGAAAAAAGUUACUAUGAAAAUUAUGAGAAAUGUUUGACACUUGAUGAAAAGAUGCAGGAAUCUGAAGAAGAUUCAGGGCAAGAAAUCGAGAUGACAAUACUUCCAUUAGAAGACGAUCCACUCUCUCCCGAGAAUCUAAUACAGGAGAACGUUAAGCAUAUUUGCAAUAACUUGCAAUUUGCAAACAAGCUACACCCCUUAGUUAUUCCGGGCAAAGUCGAUGGCAACAUUACUCACAUCCACGGCUUAGCCUGCGCCACGAACAUCAGUAUGUACAUUCUCGCCGUAGACAGCAUUAGAAACUAUCACUUCGCCGAAGCCCUCGGUAUCGACAUCAAAAAUAAGAAGGAUAUGACGGCAGCCGUCAUAUUGGACAGCAAGCACGAGAGCCAGUACGUACUUUCAGAGGAUUACAACGCCAAAUCAGUCCGAGAGUUCAUAGCAAACUUUACUCGUAAGCAAUUGAAGCGUACACUCCGCACGCACGUAGAGGACGCGGCGCACACGCACUAUUUUGGAUCCAAGGGCUCCACGAACGACACCAAAGACUUUAAUGUCAUAGAUCUAACUACGCGGACGUUUAAGACCGCGCGGACUGCUGGAGUGCUAUCCUUGGUUGGAGUCUGUGGAGGAACCUGCGGUGCGCAUACGACACGUGCGAUCGCUGAAGCAACGCGGCUACUCAACGCAUGCGGUGUACAAACGCAGGCGUGUCGCAUCGACGCGCUGCGACACGAUCUGCCCUGGCACUACACGCCGACUAUUUACCCUACAAUUCUAGUCUUCCCACCUCAUCGGAACGGUGAGAAGGACAGUCGCGCAUAUCCGAGCGGCGCGCGCAUUACCUCAAGCGGGUUGGUGGCGUUAGCGCUGCGUGCGCUUGGGCCUCCGCUGAACUUGCGCGUGCGUCUAGCAAUGUGUUCUCGAGUCGUGGCAAUCAGCGAAAAGAAAUCCUGCCUGAAGGACAUGCGAGACAGUAUUGUGUCCUCCAUUGGCAGAAAUCUAAAGUACUGGCGUCAAACUCAAAUAGCAGAACUGAAAGAGACGUUGUUGAAAAGACUUCAAAAUCUAAAUAGCGUAUCUCUGUACCUAUCCUUACUUCACACGAGUGAUCUCAAAGAAAACAACGGAAAGAAGAAUUCACUCUUACGAUCCCUCGACGACCUAACUAGUAAUUGGUACAUUGAUGUUUCGUCAAUUUUAAGAAAAAAUGGUUCUCUGUCGCCGAUAAUCAGAUGA